This is a messenger RNA of Cottoperca gobio, 4353 nucleotides long. It is a transcript of the gene mia2, whose product is annotated as MIA SH3 domain ER export factor 2. Gene Ontology annotation, molecular function: protein binding. The coding region runs from base 86 to 3364 and encodes 1092 amino acids. The record is from RefSeq and is a predicted model, not a curated record. Gene Ontology annotation, biological process: endoplasmic reticulum to Golgi vesicle-mediated transport; protein secretion; vesicle cargo loading. Gene Ontology annotation, cellular component: endoplasmic reticulum membrane; endoplasmic reticulum exit site. NCBI's taxonomy places the organism in Eukaryota, Metazoa, Chordata, Actinopteri, Perciformes, Bovichtidae. The transcript is spliced from 28 exons.
AAUAGUUUUUGUGAUUUUACCUCACUUUAGUCUGGGAUUGUUGUCCGACUACAAGAUCUGUGGAGAUUCUGAAUGUGAAAGCCUGAUGAGCAGAGUGCAUGCCAUCAGGGACCACCAUGGUAAGGACUGCCGUUUCCUGAGCUUCAGACAGGGAGACACCAUCUUUGUUUACCAUAAACUGAGCGGAAGAAGAGAAGAUCUGUGGGCAGGCAGUAUCGACAAACAGUUUGGCUAUUUCCCAAAGGAUGCAGUGCGAGAGGAGGAGGUUUAUGCUACUAAGGAGAAAGUAGUGGAAACACAGGCAUCUGAUUUCUUCUGUAUGGAUGAGUUUGAUUACCCCAUUGACUCCAGUCAUCUGGACAGUGAUGAUAAUGAUGAUCAUGAUGAUCAGAAAGUCCAAAACCAGGAGUCAGAAAGCACCCAAACCACUCCAUACACCGGUGAUGACACAAAUGAAAGUCCUUCAACAUCUGCAGAUGUUUCUACAGAAUCUCCAGUUUCAGCACAGGAAGCUGAUGUUACAUCAACAAAAGAGGACGAAAACAAAAAUGCUGGCGACGCUGCUGCUGCGGCCGGGACUCACGAGGAAGCACGGGAGACUUCCGCGGCUCUGAACGAACAAGCCGAGGCCAGCUGUGUUGGUGAAUCAUGUCCAACUCACAGCAAAGAUAAGGAAAAGGCCGCUGAGGACGAUUCCUCUGUAGGACUGGAUGACAACACGCCAAGAGAUGAAUGGAUCGAGGUGGACAAAGACAAAGAUGGACGACUGAGUGAAGGCACAGGCAGCGAGAGAGAGACUGAGGAUGAGAGAAAAGAAAAGAAGGGAAAAAGAGGUGAAGAACAGAGAGUGAGAGCGAGUCAGCCAGGAUCACCACAGCCUCUGGAAGGGGUGAUGAGGCACAUUCUGGACUUUCUUCAUCAGAUCGCUGAAGACUCAACCAUUCAUGUUCAUGCAGUGAGGGAGCUCCUCACAUGGCUUACUGUACAGGUUGUUUUGUCACUGCCUGAUGACAUCAGACCCGGGCCAGACCUGUAUGGGGUACCAUGGGAACCGGUCAUCGUCUCCAGUCUGGUGGGGCUGGUGACAAUACUGUUGUUCACCUGUAGAUGUCACAGCUCUUUCAAAAGCAGAAUGUAUCGAAGUAAAGAGCGGUGGAUGGGUGAGCAGGUUGCGGAGCUGCUGGAUGAGAAGUGUAAAGUCCUUGAGACUCUCAGCAAGUGUCAACAAGAGUAUAAUGAACUGGAGAGCUCACUGAAGGACAGUGGAGUCUUGGCCCAAACUCAAAAGGCAGAAUACCUUGAGGUCAAAGCCAGACAGUUGGGACAGGCUAAAAGGGAGCUGGAGAGGGAUCUUGAACAACUGAAGGAUCAACUGGACCAGGAGAGAGAACACAGGAUAGAGCAAGAAAAGAGGAUGGUGGUGCUUGAAGAAAGCAUGAAAACAUUUGAAGAAGAAACCAAAGACCUCCAGUCACAGGAAGAGCAGGCACAAACCACUCUGAAAGUGUACAGUAUGAACAGUGACAGACUACAGAGAAAUCUGGAAACGGCUGGAGAGGAGAACACACUGCUACAGGAGAGCAACGCUCAGUUGAGGCAGCAGGUGGAGGGAUGGGCAGAAAGAGUGAGUGAGUUGGAGUCGGAGAUGAGCAGGUGUGAGGUCGCCCACAGCGGGAUGCUGCAGGAUGUGGCCAACAAGGAUGAGCGUAUAAUGUCUUUGACUGAUCGGCUGCUGAGGAUGAAAGCUUGGGAUUCGGACCUGGAGGAGGAGCAAGGUGAGGGAGGAGGAGAGAAGGACGCUUCCAAUGGUACAGCAGGAAGAGGAGAGGCGAAUGGAAGAAGAGACAUUAUGGACACACAAGGCCAUCUCCAGAAAGUCCAGAAACUUAUCUAUGCUGCUAAGCUCAAUGCAGACCUCAAAUCUGUAGAUGAAGACAAGGACAGAUUAUUUGCCAAAUUGAACGAUGAAGUCAAAGCUAAAGAAGACCUGCAAGUGAGCAUUAAGGAGCUGGAUAAUGAGAAAUUAUCUCUACAGUCAGAUGCUGAGGAGUACUCCGAUCAGGUCCAAAGAUUACAACAGAAACUCCAGAUUAUGACAGAAAUGUACCAGGAGAAUGAGCUCAAGCUGCACAGGCUGCUGACAGUGGAGGAGAAGGAGCGCAUGCAGAAAGAGGACAAGUUAAACAAAGCGGACAAAAACAUUGCGAUGGCCAUGGAAGAGCUCUGCAACUAUAGACAACGAGCAGGAGAGAUGGAGGAAGAGCUGGAGAAAACCAAACAGUCUUACCAGACUCAAAUAUCAGCGCAUGAGAAGAAGGCUCACAAUAACUGGCUGGCAGCCCGAGCAGCAGACAGAGAGCUGUCAGACAUCAGGAGAGAGAACGGCCUCUUCAGACAGAAGCUGACAGACACGCAGUUUAAACUUGACGCCCUGGACAAAGAUCCCUACGCCUUGGACAGCCUGGCUAGACCACUGCCUUUCAGAGCUGAAAGGUCACCAUACGGUCCAUCUCCUCUGGGUCGACCUGCAUCUGAAACCAGACCUUUUCUGUCCCCUCCUACGUUAAUGGAUGGACCACCUGCUCGACUGUCUCCUAGAGUGCCUCGUGGUCCAAUGGAGCCCCCAGGUGGCCAAGGAGAGAUGGAGCGGAUUGGAGGUCCCCAUUCAGACAGUGGCUCAAUCUCUCCUACAUGGGAGAGAGAUCGUAGGGGCCCGCCACCAGGACCCCCCGGGCCCUUAGGACCUCCAGGCUAUAUGUUCCCGGAACCAGGAGGUCCCAUGUACAGGAGACCUCCUCCAGGAGCUCUGGGCCUUUUGCCUCCUCCCGGCCCUCUCCCACCCGGCCCUCUCCAUCCGAGGGGUCUCCCCUUGGGUCCCCCUCACCCAGGGUUAGACAUGGCGGCAGAUGGCUCGUACAGAGAAAACAGCCUCGUGCCUGGUGAACAGGAACACAGAGAGCAGGGUGGUCCUGGUGAUCGAAGGACUCCCCCUGAAGCUGAUCCAAGGAUGGGGGGCGCACCCCCUCCUGGACACCCAAUGGGCCCCAUGGGCCCCAUGGACGGUCCCUUUCUUCGUAGAGCCCCCUAUGGACCACUGCCUCAUGAUUUCUACCCUCCCAGGGGACCUGGGGGCCCUCCCAUGAUGCCUAUGUGGGCCCCUCGACCUCCAGGGAUGAUGUUCCCUCCUCGCUUCCCUCCCGGUGGACUUCCUCAUCCUCACUACGCUCCCCCAAUGCGGCCCCCUCUGCCAGACGGCCACCCACAUCCCUCCAUGGGUCCUCCCCCUCAUCAGCAGUCCCUCCCCUCCCCGCCACACAGCCAGUCGCCAGAGGAGCACACACCCUCGCCUGAAGACGCCAUUUGAGAAGAGGUUUAGCUCUGUGGUAGAUGGAUGAUUGGGCAGGUUGCUGUUUUCCAUCGUUCUAAGCAUAUUAACAGGAGGAUGUAUUUAAUGAAGGGUGUGAGGGCAGGGCAAACCAUCAGCCUUCAUGAGUCCAAUAUGUUGCCGUCUGUCUGCUCCUGCUUGGGCUCUCUGCUCUGUUCACAUCCUUUCUUCUCUCUCUCUUCUGCCCUGUCACUUGCCUUUUUUCAAGCUUCAUUCAUGAAGUAGUUCCUGUUGUUGUGGAGUCACAGUAGCAGCUUAAUCUGUGUGUGUCUGUGUGUGUUUGUGUGUGGGAAUUUUGCCAUGUGAACCCAGAAACAGUUGCUUGUUUGGUCGACAAUGGCAGAAAAGUUUUUAAUGGCUCUUAGGUUGAAAAGUGUGCAUGUAGAAAUGCUGUAUGUGUGGUAUGUGGCAGAGAAUGGGAGUGUUUUUACGUAUGGCUUCAGUCAGCAUUUCAUCCCGAAAGAGAAAUGAUCAUGGGCUAAAUAAAUGCAUCUUUUUAGGCCAAAUACAAUAUGUUUUAUUAUACCAACGCUCUUGCUACUGUCGGCAUAAUUUUGAAAUUAACGACAGCGUUGUUGUCGACCUGGAUUCAACUAAAUCGGAUCCCACCAGGUCUGCGGCUGAGACAAUGUUAAACUCUAAAUAUUGAGGUAAAAUGAGACCGUUUCUUAAAAUAAUAAUAAUAAAGUGCACAACUUAAUUUCACUGGCUUCCUUGAGAGGAUUUAGCGUUCAUAAACAAAGCUAUUACUUCAAACCAGUCAGUAAACGAUGCUUUUGAUUAUGUUACAGUGACUUGCAUAUGGCCGAGGCUUAAAAAAAGUGGCUUAUGUAUUCUGUGUGCUGUGACUCAUCCUGGCAGUCACAUGUGAAUUAAAUGGACUGACUGGAAGAGACAGAAAGUUGACACCCAUGUGAAUUUUGUAAAAAGUGAUUAUUAAUAGAUAAAAAUAAAGACUGUCAAAGUGU